This is a messenger RNA of Leguminivora glycinivorella, 591 nucleotides long. RefSeq lists its product as uncharacterized. NCBI's taxonomy places the organism in Eukaryota, Metazoa, Arthropoda, Insecta, Lepidoptera, Tortricidae. The record is from RefSeq and is a predicted model, not a curated record. Bases 86 to 550 code for a protein of 154 amino acids. The transcript has 4 exons.
AGUUGUGGUCGAUUGGUUAUAGGCGCGGGUGUCGGCGGUGGUUUAUUAUAUUUUAUAUACGGAGACGUAUAUCCGACAGGUAAAAAUGAAACUGGCUGUGUUUUGCUUGGUGCUGUUUUACGUUGGGCGAGGAGAUGGGUAUAUUGUCGGUGCUGGAUUAAACGUUCGCUUCGCCCAAAUGCUGUACACCGACAACAAGUACCAAGUGCUCCGGGAAGAGAUGAUAAAGGCCAACACCAAAAACAUGGUCUACCACUGCCGAGCCGACAAGAGCGAUUGCGACUCCGCGCUGGCCAAGAUGCGGUAUAAGGCCAGCAAGCACUUCUACGCUUUGGCGAAGGCUGUGGUCGACUAUGUGAAGAAUAAGAGGCAGGCGCGGCCGACUGGCUAUGUUGGCACAGCAACGUUCUGUCAGGACAACAUCUGCGUCCCCGACACGGACCCGCCGAUCGUGUUCGGCGGCUGCUACACCCUCAUCUCCUGCGGCGGCAACAACACCUGGCACCUGGACCCUGUCGUCUAUAAGGGCAAGAAGAACAGAUACUACUAAAGAGAGAGUCUACGUUAAGAAUAAACUAUUACUACUGUUUA